UGCGCGGUUCCGCCCCCAUAGGCCCGUCCGCGCCCCCGGAGGUCGCCGGAGCUCCUGCGCCGUGUACCGGCUGAGCGCAGGCGCAAUAGGGCUUGACGGGUUUGACCACCAUGGCGUGGGUUCAGGCCGAGUCUGCGGUGGAAGAGUUGAUGCCACGGUUGUUACCUGUGGAGCCCUGUGACUUGACGGAAGGUUUCGAUCCCUCGGUGCCCCCCAGGACGCCGCAGGAAUACCUGAGAAGGGUGCAGAUCGAAGCGGCUCAGUGUCCAGAUGUUGUGGUAGCCCAAAUUGAUCCAAAGAAGUUGAAGAGGAAGCAAAGUGUGAAUAUUUCUCUUUCAGGGUGCCAGCCUGCCCCAGAAGGUUAUUCUCCAACACUUCAGUGGCAGCAGCAGCAAGUGGUCCAGUUCUCAGCUGUUCGACAGAGUGUGAACAAGCAUAGACAUCACUGGAAAUCUCAGCAGUUGGAUAGCAACGUGACAAUGCCAAAAUCUGAAGAUGAAGAAGGCUGGAAAAAAUUUUGUCUGGGUGAAAGGUUAUGUGCUGAAGGGGCUCUCGGACCAUCUACAAAUGAAAGCCCUGGGAUUGACUAUGUCCAAAUUGGUUUUCCUCCCUUGCUUAGUAUUGUAAGCAGAAUGAAUCAGGCAACAGUCACUAGUGUCUUGGAAUAUCUGAGUAAUUGGUUUGGAGAAAGAGAUUUUACUCCAGAAUUGGGAAGAUGGUUUUAUGCUUUACUGGCUUGUCUUGAAAAGCCUUUAUUGCCUGAGGCUCAUUCACUGAUUCGACAGCUUGCAAGAAGAUGCUCUGAAGUUAGACUCCUCGUGGGCAGUAAAGAUGACGAAAGAGUUCCUGCUUUGAAUUUACUGAUCUGCUUAGUUAGCAGGUAUUUUGACCAGCGUGAUUUAGCUGAUGAGCCAUCUUGAUAGAGCUUAACUCCUGGGGAUGGAAGAUAAGUUCAUCGAAGCCGGCCUGAGUCCGAGGAAACAUAAUGCCAAUUUGAGGACAGAGUACAUCACUUCUUCAGCACUCUGUGAAGUGUUUCGUCCUAAUCUGCAGCUCAAGUUGAUAUUCAAAAUGUAGAUAGUAUUGGUUUGAGUGUCUGAAAUAGCUAAGAAAUAGCCCACGGGGUAUCUGAUGAACAGUUGGGAUAGUUUCUUCAGUCAUGUGCAUUGAAAAUGAUCAAGGGUGACUUAUUACAUAAGCAACUUACAUAAAAACUGAUGAAAUUUUAUACAAGUCCCUGGUGCUGUUUCAUUGUUUGUUUACAAAUAUACAUAUGUAUUCAUGUUGAAAUGUAUUUUGGCUACUCAAAUUUUGUUUGACGCUUGAACAAAAUAAAAGACAGUGGGUGUCCUUAUAUUCA
This is a messenger RNA of Myodes glareolus (Bank vole), 1360 nucleotides long. RefSeq names its product gem nuclear organelle associated protein 2 (gene Gemin2). Gene Ontology annotation, biological process: spliceosomal complex assembly; spliceosomal snRNP assembly. Gene Ontology annotation, cellular component: spliceosomal complex; SMN complex; nucleus. The record is from RefSeq and is a predicted model, not a curated record. Lineage: Eukaryota; Metazoa; Chordata; Mammalia; Rodentia; Cricetidae.